GUAUUCAACUAACAAGCCCAGACAUCCCACGAAACGGCAUCGCGACCAUUGCCCAAAUCCAAGCCGGAACACAAGCUGUCUUCAACAUGGCCCCAGACCUAAGUGCGCUCCUCGCCACCGGCGGAGCCCUCGACGGCGGCGACAUCCUCUCCACCAAGAUGAGCAUCGGCGGACCGGACGCACGCGUAGGCAUCCUAAAUGGCGCGCUCAACUUCCUCCUCGGCACCCCCUCGGGCAUCGCAGGCCACGGCAAAUUCAACGAAGGCGACGCCUCAGCCACACGCUUCGACUUCUACCUCCAAGGCGACAACAUCUCCUUCCAACCCUCCCUCUUCAAGCAACUCCACCAGCAAGCCCUCGCCCACGGCAACGGCACCUAUAACACCGACGCCAUCAAAGAGCACUUCAAAACCCGCUACGCCGCCUCUCGCGCCGCAAAUGCUCAAUUCUACUUCAACCUCCCCUCCGCAGGCGUCGUAAUGGGCGCCUACUACUUCAUACCCGGUUUCUUCUCAAACGGCACCAUCGCAAACGAAGCUUCCAUCACGAGUUUCUACGGCGCGAAGCCCAAGCAAGGCGGGAAGUGGAACGACCCGGAGUUGGAAUACACAAGCGUCCCCGAACGCAUUCCAGAGCAGGGCUGGUACCGCCGCGCGACACCCAUGACGGUCGUCGAGGCCGCCGCAGGUAUCCUGGACGUCUAUCUGUACGCUAGACCGGCGAUCGGGGGAGCGGGCGCGGAUCAGUCAUGGGUUGUGGGACCCGUGGAUUUACCUAACAACCCCCAGGCGCUGUCGUGUUUCCUUUAUAAUGCUGUCUAUGCGAAUUUCCCGAGUGAACUAUUCAACUCGGUGGUGCUGGUGCAGAGUGUGGUUAAUUUCUUGAGUGGCAUGUUAGUGCCGGGGUUUAAGGCGUUGGGGUGUCCUAAGGAUUUCCCGGAUAUGAGUGGGUUCAACUCUGCGGGUUAUGAUGAGUGGGCAAAGGGGUACACGGGGGAGGCGAAGACGAAGGCUGUGGGGAGUGGGUGGUAUAGGAAAGGGUGAAAUAAUAAUAAUAAUAAUAAUGUUGGCGGU
Molecule: messenger RNA, 1073 nt
Organism: Bipolaris sorokiniana ND90Pr
Lineage: Eukaryota; Fungi; Ascomycota; Dothideomycetes; Pleosporales; Pleosporaceae
Exons: 1
Coding region: 87-1043 (318 amino acids)
Molecular function (GO): peroxidase activity
Source: RefSeq, a predicted model, not a curated record